AUGCAGUCAAGCCAAAGUAUCAACGAGCCAAUCAGCAGCCAGUCCGCUGGGGGCGACACUCCGUUAUUUAGCUGUCAAAUAUAUAAUUCGUACAAGUGCAAUUGUGUUUUUGGGGGUGAUUACGAUAAAUACGCUCAACGAGUAUCGGAUUUUUUUGACGAUUUGUUAAAGUGCAAUGCUGUACCAUUAGUUUUGAUCGAUGGUGGUUGCGAGGAUAAGAAACUGCAAACAGUUAUAUCUAGAACUAGAGAAAAGGAAGUUUUCAACGAUGUUACGAGAAAGAAGAAUGUUCGUCAUGUGCAAUGCUUAUUCGAAGCUGAUAAUGCUAUAGCUACUGUAGCAAGGGUAUUGAAUUGUCCUGUAUUGAGUUAUGAUUCAGAUUUGUAUGUGUUUGGGACAUUGUACAUACCAUUUGAUACAUUGGACAAUUACACGGUGAAAAGUUCAACUGGAAAUAGUUACACAAAAUGUUGUAAAAUUUAUAAAGUUGAACACUUAUUAAAUUCUUAUAGAGGUUUAAGUCAAUCUACACUGCCAUUAGCUGCAAUAAUACUAGGCAAUGAUUAUGUAAAACGUGGUACAUUUAGAAACUUCUUUCGUUAUUUAAAGUUACGACGAAUAACAAGAAAAAGGUAUAGUAAUCGACAGUAUUGUAUAGAAGCAACUUUACAAUGUUUGAGCGGAUUUUACACCUUGGACAAAGCAGUCAUUGGAAUACUAUGUAGAUCACCUAAAACCGAAUAUGCAGCUCGUGCCACAACACAUUCCAUAAACAGAAUUUUUAAAUUUGAUGGAGAUGUUAAUAGUCUAAUGUACAUGGAAGAAACUGAUAAAAAUGGAGACUUUGAAUCAUCCGAAGAAGAAGAAGAAGAAGAGGAAGAAGACGAAGUUGAAAUAUUAGACAUGCUUAAAGGGGUCAGAAUCUGCUACCACUAAUGCACUAGCUAAUGUACCUAAUUUGUUUGUAGAUGAAUUUCUUAUGGGCAAUUAUCCUGCAUAUUUUAUGGACUUGUUGGUUCGACGUUUAUAUAUUUGUCCUGUACAAAUAGAGGAUUAUUCCUAUCCAUUGAGCAAUGUAAUAAGUUUAAAAAUUAUUAGAGUUAUAUAUGCAUUUCUGCAAUCAGGAACGAAUAGAAGGAGAGGUUUCAUGAAAUACAUGAUGAGAGACUGUAAUAAAAAGCUUAAAUGUUACGAACCAGAAGGCACUGACACUAAAUUUUCUUCCCCAUUACUGUCCCUAUCUAAUCUUAGAGAAGUACCAUUAACGAGUCCAGGAUUAAAAAAUAAUGUACAAACAUGCGUCAUUGAUUUUUCAUUACCAUUUGAAUUUAAA
This is a messenger RNA of Colletes gigas, 1333 nucleotides long. Its product is annotated as protein asteroid-like. NCBI's taxonomy places the organism in Eukaryota, Metazoa, Arthropoda, Insecta, Hymenoptera, Colletidae. The transcript is spliced from 4 exons. The record is from RefSeq and is a predicted model, not a curated record. Bases 1 to 936 code for a protein of 311 amino acids.